UGUCCUCAGUGGAUCUCGCAGCCGGACAUUGAUGUGGUCACUGAAGCAACUGGUGCUUAAGACGCGUUCGCAUCGACAACAGCAAACAACGAGUAAUAUCGAGCUGACGCGCUUUCUAGAGGAUUAAUGCGAGGCUGAACGCGUCUUUCUGACGUGUCCAGUGAAACUGAGCAGUAUAUGAAGAACAUCUUGAAGUUUCCGUGAGGAGGAAGGUUUCUGAGGGACAGAGUGGUUUUGGUGUUUUCUGUGAUACAUAGUUGGCAUGUUGGAUUGUGUGCGCAUGCUGUCUGCUUUAUAACGGCGUGAUUUCCAUCCCACCUGCAUGCUACUUCUGUGUGUCCACCUUUAACUCCAUCAUGGAUGAAAACUGUGAUAACCCCCCGAUUCUUUCCUCCAAGAAGCGCUGCAGCUGCAAGCGGGAUUCCGGCUCCGACCCGUGGCGGGAUGUGGAGCGUCUCCACGCGGCGUUAGAGGUGGAGCGCAGCCGCAACAAGCAGGCCCACCGGCGCUUCUCUCUGGAGCUGCGGAGGCAACGUGAGGAGGCUCGUGAGGAGCGGGAGCGAGCGCUGAGAGAGCUGACCUACAGACUCCAGCAGCAGAAGACGCUGGAGCUGCUGAGACAGCGGGAGGCUCUGGGCCGAGAGCGUGCGGCGGAGGUCCGGCGUCUGUUACGCUGGCGGAGUCAGGAGUUGAAACGUAGUGAGAACUUGACGCUCAGGCAAACCCAAGAAGUGCAUCGUCAGCUGGUGGAUGAGAUCACAGGUGGAUCUACGUUUCAAGGUCUCAAACCUGGAUGUAAAGGCAACGGGGCGGCGUAUCGCAAACUUGAGGAACUCUUAAAGACUCUGCUUGCUCAGUCAGAUGGACGGCAGGUCGCUGUCCUUCAGCGUCUCCAGCAGGAAGUGGAAUUAGAGAAGAGCUACUUCCUGUGCCACCUACUGGAAGCCCAUAGUGGGACGUCCUGCGUCGUGAAACGAUCCAGACCGAGGUCGAAGAGUUGCGUGCAUCUGCUGGCGCAAGGCCUAAACCACCCGGAAUCCUCUAAGGAAGGAAAACUCGCUCUAUUCCGGUCUCGUUCGCUAUCCCAGACGUCCCGAAGCAAUUCUCCUCAACCUAUGAAGAAGAAAAAGAAGCGGGAUUGCGAAACAGCUCCUCUCAGCUCAUCUCCAACCGAGGAUGGAGAUCUUCUAGAGGAUUUACCUGAGCCGUGUUCAUCUGAUGAGGCAUUGGAGAAGUGCUCACCAUCCAGAUGUUCAGAGGACAAUAUGGAUGAUCUGAAUGGCAGGGACUAUGGGUUCCUGGUGCGUCAGAACUCAGAGCUGCUUCGAGCGCUGGAGGAGAUGGAGAAAUCAUGCAACGCUCUCAGAGAGGAGAACAAGAUACUGAGGAAGAGCAGUUCUCCAGAGACGGAGGAGAAAGUGAAGAGGUUGAGGAAGAGGAACACCGAACUCGCUGUCAUCGCCAAACGUUUGGAGGAGAGAGCGCGGAAACUACAGGAAGCCAACCUAAAAGUGGUCAAUACUCCGAUGCCGGUGAGAGCGGGCGCUGUGGAGCAGUACAAGCGAGCGUUCGCCCGUCAGAGAGCCAGAGACCUGGCGCAGCACGCAGACACACUGCUGUGUAAAGACAAGCAGAUCGCAGCACUGCAGCACGAGUGCAGACAGCUGGAGACACGGCUGGGACAGGGGACGGGUCCUGUGGGCGUCAGUGAGUUCGAGCGUCUCCUGAAGGAGUCUCAGAAGGAGGUGCUGCGUCUGCAGAGACAGCUGUCUGUCACCUCCAGCAGAGACCAGAGCACUGUGACCACAGAAAACCCUUCAGAGAGACAGGAGCGAGACAGCAGGGUUGCGUCUGAAGCCCCGCCCACAACAGUAGAUGAGGCCCCUGUUAAAGGGGAGGAGACUCCUGCAGAGGGGGAGGAGUCAGAGACGCAAGUGAAGCUCGAACAGGGCACAGGCUCCACCCACCAGGAAGAGCAGACCACAGAAGAGCGUCUUGAGUUGCUGGAAAGUGAGUUGGGCAAGAAGAGGAAAGAAUGUGAAGUUCUUGAGCAUGAGGUGCGGAAGAGACAGAAACGAUGUCUUGAUUUGGAGAACCAGCUUGUGGACGAGCGCAGCAGAAAUGAGCACUUAGUGGAGGAGGCAGAACUCCUCAGGAGAAAGGCUCAGCUGCUCGACCAGGUCAUGCAAGAUUAG
Molecule: messenger RNA, 2195 nt
Organism: Carassius auratus (goldfish)
Lineage: Eukaryota; Metazoa; Chordata; Actinopteri; Cypriniformes; Cyprinidae
Product: peripheral-type benzodiazepine receptor-associated protein 1-like
Exons: 11
Coding region: 357-2195 (612 amino acids)
Source: RefSeq, a predicted model, not a curated record